Messenger RNA from Spizellomyces punctatus DAOM BR117, 825 nucleotides. RefSeq lists its product as uncharacterized. Lineage: Eukaryota; Fungi; Chytridiomycota; Chytridiomycetes; Spizellomycetales; Spizellomycetaceae. Gene Ontology annotation, molecular function: serine-type endopeptidase activity. The transcript has 2 exons. The record is from RefSeq and is a predicted model, not a curated record. Bases 1 to 825 code for a protein of 274 amino acids. Gene Ontology annotation, cellular component: membrane.
AUGCCGCUCCCAGGAACGCAUCUCGCCCUCGUGGGCACAAUAUCACUUACCCUUCCCUCCCUCAUAUCCAUCUACCACACCAACCUUGGCCUCUCAUCCCCUCUAAUACCGUUCAGCCGAAUAUACGACACGUUGCAUUUCACCUACCAACCCCGCCCAAAAUUCAAGCUCUUGUCACGAAAAGAAUCGAUAGUGGGGCACUUGUUUCACCAUGUUGAUAUUGCUCACUGGUUUGGAAAUACCUACGCGAUACUUUCCUCUGGAUACUUUCUCGACCUUGGGCUUAUCAAAACCCUCGUACUGAUCAUUGGGGGCGGCGUGACGGGGGCGGUGACGCAUAUAUUGGAAUGGACUAUCAAGACAGGACCGAUACCUAUCCCUCUCGUACAAUCAGAGCCAGAGCCUACAUCGCUCUUGUCUGAUAUUGUGACGGAUGCUCAAAACCUAUUUACGUCUAUUUUUACGACGACGGCCCCAGCUCCAUUACGUACUCCUGAGCGGCUCCUUCCGCCGUCCACCUACUCGCUUUGUGGUGCAAGUGCCGCAGCGUAUGCGCUAACAGGAGCUGAGAUUGCGGCGAUAUUAUGGGCAGUCAAAGAAGCAUGGGGACGGAAAGGGAGGUCACGGAUAGGCGACCGAGAUCGAGUCAGGAAACUAAUUGUGGUUGCGCUUGGGAGACUGGUGGCCGUUGUUGCGCAAGUCGUGGCAAGCAUGGAGCCUGGACGACGGGAUGGACCGCUUAUUAUUGGUCAUGGUGCACAUUUGGGUGGAUUUCUGUUUGGAUUCAUUGUAAUGGGAUUUUGGCAGGCCAGGCGAUGGAUUUGA